AUGGCCAAAAAGAUGACCAAGGUGGAGCACGCACUCUGGCGCAAGAACAGAACCCAAGAGCUCAUCCAAAGCUCCCGUGACCUCCGUCCAGAGUUCCAGUCUUUCCUCAACCUCACCAUCCACGACAAGUUCCCCUAUAAGCGGAUCCUCGGAGCCUGGGAAAACGUCAAGGAGAUCAUCGAAGACCACGGAAUCCUCAUUGAACGAUUCGAUCAAGCCCGCGAACACCACAACCGACCCACCAGGAGGGAGAAUGCCAAAGACGAUCACCUGGCCGAGAUGUUGCACAUGGCACUCCAGUGGCUCGCUGCCUUUGCUGACCGAGCAGAGAGACAUAUCGAAGAACUCUUCGACAGGCUUCACGCUCGUGCACCCCCUAGACAUAUGCAUAAACUAGUCAUGAAGUGCAUUGGUCGCUCAGACUUUGAGGCCAACUGGAAACGCGCGUGGGUGAUCUGGGAUCGCGUCCGAAUCAAGCGGGAGGAGAGGCAGCUAGGAGGUCCGGCGGGACGAGGUGUGAAGAGGAAGUGUAGAAGUGAUUGGUGCGAGUCGGAACCUACCCGCAUGGUCAGGUAUGCCAAAUGA
Messenger RNA from Morchella importuna, 585 nucleotides. RefSeq lists its product as uncharacterized. The coding region runs from base 1 to 585 and encodes 194 amino acids. The record is from RefSeq and is a predicted model, not a curated record. The transcript has a single exon. Lineage: Eukaryota; Fungi; Ascomycota; Pezizomycetes; Pezizales; Morchellaceae.